AUUUUUUUUUUUCUGCAAACACUUUACCGUCAUGCUUCGAUCGCUCGCCUCGCUUGCCCGGACAGCGUCCUCUGCCACAGUGCCAACUUGCGUCCGAUCGCUGCACUCGCCCGCUGCCGUCUCCCUGUCGUCCGUCGUGCCCACCUCGACCGCGCCUGGCAAAUCGCCGCGCAUCCUCAUCACCGGCUCACUCGGGCAGCUCGGCUCUGAACUGGCAAAGAUGCUUCGCGCCAAGUAUGGCAAGGAGAACGUCGUCACGUCAGACAUUCGCAAGCCCGACGUCCCGGAAGACGGCCCAUUCAAGUACAUUGAUGUGCUCAACUACCAACAGAUGGAGGCGUUGAUCGUCGACCACCGCAUCGAUUGGGUCGUGCACUUUUCCGCACUGCUCUCGGCUAUUGGCGAGCAGCAGCCGGCCAAGGCACUUCAGGUGAACAUCCAGGGCUUCCAAAACAUUGUCGACCUGGCAAAGGUGCACAAGCUGCGCGUCUUUUGCCCGAGCACGAUUGGCGCGUUCGGCCCAACCACCCCCGCCGACAACACCCCCGACCUCACGAUCAUGCGCCCAACCACCAUCUAUGGCAUCACCAAGGUGCACAUGGAGCUCAUGGGCGAGUACUAUCACAACCGCUACGGCGUCGAUUUCCGCUCGUUGCGAUACCCCGGCGUCAUUUCGGCCGAAUCGCUGCCCGGCGGCGGCACGACCGACUACGCCGUCGACAUUUUCCACCACGCUCUUAAGACUGGCGAGUACACGUGCUUCCUCUCGGAAAAGACCCGUUUGCCCAUGAUGUACAUGCACGACUGCCUCAAGGGCACCAUGAUGAUGCUCGAGGCCCCCAACGAACAGCUCAAGCAGCGCGUGUACAACCUUGCCGCCUUCUCGUUCACCCCCGAGGAGAUUGCCGAGCAGAUUCGCAAGCACGUGCCCCUGAAGGUUGCCUACCGCCCCGAUUUCCGACAGGCCAUCGCCGAUUCCUGGCCUCGCUCCCUCGACGACACCAAUGCUCGUCAAGACUGGCAAUGGUCGCACGACUAUGAUCUCAAGACAAUGGUUGGUGAAAUGUUGACCAAGCUUCGUCGCCAUUACCCUGCUGUUGGAAAGCAGUGAUGAGGAGGGUUUUGUGUGUGUGUGUGUGUAUGUGUGUGUGUGUCGUGUUUGUUUUCGGCCCUUGUCCAUUCACAUCAUUUCCAUAAACAUCUUUUCUUUGAUACAAUCA
Molecule: messenger RNA, 1220 nt
Organism: Capsaspora owczarzaki ATCC 30864
Lineage: Eukaryota; Filasterea; Ministeriida; Capsasporidae
Product: L-threonine dehydrogenase
Exons: 4
Coding region: 32-1111 (359 amino acids)
Biological process (GO): L-threonine catabolic process
Molecular function (GO): L-threonine 3-dehydrogenase activity
Source: RefSeq, a predicted model, not a curated record